UGGCCUGACUAAGAUGGCGACUGCCAUGGCGAGCCAGGCUGGGACGGCGCUGCGGGACUUGGCUUUGCUCAGAGCUUCCUUGCUUAGGAGGCGCAGCCCGGCUGUUCAAUUAGCCCCUAGACGAUGGCUAAACCUGCAGGAAUACCAGAGUAAGAAACUGAUGGCUGAUCACGGGGUCACAGUUCAGAGAUUCUUCGUGGCUGACACGGCAAAUGAUGCUCUUGCGGCUGCUAAGAGGCUAAAAGCUACAGAAAUUGUGUUAAAGGCUCAAAUCUUAGCUGGAGGAAGAGGAAAAGGUGUUUUCAGCAGUGGGCUGAAAGGGGGUGUGCAUCUAACCAAGGACCCAAAAGUGGUAGGGCAGCUUGCUGAACAGAUGAUUGGAUACAAUCUCACAACUAAGCAAACGCCAAAGGAUGGUGUUAAAGUUAAGAAGGUUAUGGUGGCAGAAGCACUAAACAUUUCCAGGGAAACCUAUUUUGCGAUAUUAAUGGAUCGAGCUUGCAACGGACCGGUUCUGGUUGGCAGUCCCCAAGGUGGGGUUGAUAUAGAAGAAGUAGCUGCUAAAAGCCCAGAGCUCAUCUUCAAGGAGGAAAUAGAUAUUUUUGAAGGUGUGAAGGACACUCAAGCAGUGCGGCUGGCAGGAAAUUUAGGAUUCAAGGGGCCUCUGCAACAACAGGCUGCAGAUCAAAUUAAGAAGCUGUACAAUCUUUUCCUGAAAAUUGAUGCCACUCAAGUUGAAGUGAAUCCCUUUGGUGAAACUCCAGAAGGACAAGUUGUGUGCUUUGAUGCCAAGAUAAACUUUGAUGACAAUGCUGAGUUCAGGCAAAAAGAGAUAUUUGCCAUGGAUGACAAAUCUGAGAAUGAGUUUAUAGAAAAUGAAGCUGCCCGCUAUGAUUUAAAGUACAUUGGCCUGGAUGGAAAUAUAGCAUGUUUUGUUAAUGGCGCUGGACUUGCUAUGGCAACCUGUGAUAUAAUUUCCCUUAAUGGUGGAAAGCCUGCCAAUUUCCUGGAUCUCGGUGGAGGUGUGAAGGAAGCACAAGUGUACCAAGCGUUCAAAUUGCUCACUGCUGAUCCCAAGGUUGAAGCAAUUCUGGUCAAUAUUUUUGGUGGGAUUGUCAACUGUGCCAUUAUAGCCAACGGCAUCACCAAAGCCUGCCGAGAGCUUGAACUCAAAGUGCCUCUAGUGGUUAGACUUGAAGGGACAAAUGUUCAUGAAGCCCAGCGCAUUCUGAAUGAGAGCGGACUUCCGAUCACCUCUGCAAGUGAUCUUGAAGACGCUGCCAAGAAGGCAGUGGCAAGCGUCACGAAGAAAUAAAGGCACCGCCAGCAAAGGAAUUCAUACAGUAGCUGACAUUCCCAGCAUUGCCUCCGAGUACAUAUUUAGAAUUAUUUUAACCAGCCAUGAGUAACGCUAGACUUGAUCUGUCUGACCUAUCAACAACAAAUCAUGACAUGCUCAAUGUGUAAAAACAAACCAACCCCAAACCUAGGAACCACGUCAAAUUAACAGAGUCUGUACUUUUCUAUAUUAUAUUGAAAUGGCCUGCGAGCAAGUGUGAUGAGUAACCGCUAUCUGUUGGCAUUCAGAUUUCUUUCCUAUAUAAUAUGACGUUGUUAGUGACUCCUAAUUUUUGUAAAGCGUUUUGGUACAUCUUUUCUAUCUUGAAGGGAUAGAAAGUAAUAGCUUACCUUGUAUUGGUAAAUCAUGGCCAAGAUUCAAGGAAUUGCACAUUCUGUGCACCUGGUGGUGGGGGACUUGUAUUUUUCAAAAUGGCACCCUUCCCAUGUCAUGUGGCAAAACCACUUUGAAACUGGUGGAACUUCCAAAGGAGAUUUGUGAUAUGGCGUGUGGAUCUGACGUCUGAAUUUUGAAAAGGCGAAAAGUCCAACUUGGGUGUGCCCAAAAGCCUUUAGUGUGCCUAAAGUCGCUGUCUGAAUCCUGCCAACAUGUGUGUGUUUUUUUAAAGAACUUUUCCAAUUAGGGUUAGAGAAAACAGCAUGUUUAUAUUUUGUCAUUUGAGCCAAAUUAAUGGGAAUUGGGAUUUCCCCCCACCCAUUAGAAACUAUGUACUUUUUUCACACAUGCCUUAAAAUUCAAUGUUUGUGCUUUGAUACCCAAUGUAUACCUCACAUUAGAAGAAAACUCAAAAAGUGUAGUUUUGUGAGGGAAGUGUUUUUGUAUCAUACCGUGAAUGAAUGGGUUUCUCAUGUGAAUGUUUUUAAGCUUGGAAGGAGAAGUAUAAUACGUCCCAUUGCCGUAGUGCCAUGCAGCUUCUUUGUGAAUGUAUAUUUCCAUUUAAUCCUGACUGUGAGCUUCCAGAACCAAUGUGCAUAGUGGCUGAAGAAUUGCCAUUCAUACUGGAGAAUUUUUUGGUGGUGAUUUCCUAAGACUUAAGCAUUUAUGCUGUUAUCCUGCUGGCAUUAGUCAGACCAUACUAGCAUGAGCUGUCAGGGACCCUUCCAUCAUUGAAAAGAAUGUGAAAAAGACAAAACAUAAAUGCUGUAAUGAAAAAUAUUGGGGCAUGAUUUCACCUAAGUUAAGCACUUUCUGAGUUCUUAUCUGGAAGCAUUGAUCAUGCGCUUCAUUCUCAUUUUGAAAUAAAUCAGACUUACAAGUCAUCAGCUUCAGCCUGAUCAUGUCUUUGAGUUGUGGGAAAUAUGCACAUAAAAAAGUUUCAGAAGCUAUCAAACUGUCUCUGUAACCACUUCAAUGUGCUUGGGUCACAAUGGAAAGAUUUAUGAAAAUCAAAAUGUCCACCACUAAAAUUCACUUUGCUUUAGAUGUUUGUGUCCAUGGGUUAUCCAACCAGGAUAUAGAGAUAUACACAAUGUUGUUCAACUGACAAGCCCAGAAUUUAUGUUCUGAAACUUUUCAAUAAUAUUCAACAAAAAUAUGAAAAGUUUGUAAUUUAAUAAGAAGUGAAAUUUAUCUAAUAAAUAUCUCAAUGUUCAACAA
Molecule: messenger RNA, 2956 nt
Organism: Elgaria multicarinata webbii
Lineage: Eukaryota; Metazoa; Chordata; Lepidosauria; Squamata; Anguidae
Gene: SUCLG2
Product: succinate-CoA ligase GDP-forming subunit beta
Exons: 11
Coding region: 14-1315 (433 amino acids)
Biological process (GO): tricarboxylic acid cycle; succinyl-CoA metabolic process
Cellular component (GO): succinate-CoA ligase complex; mitochondrion
Molecular function (GO): succinate-CoA ligase (GDP-forming) activity; ATP binding
Source: RefSeq, a predicted model, not a curated record